AUGGCUCAUAAUAUGUCCCUCGAUCAAAAAGAUAUUGUUAGAGGAGCUUCUGAAGAUUCGAUGGAUGUUAAAUCGCCAUCACCUGAACGGGAAGCUAGCACAUCUGGAGAAAAUUCAGGUCAGCGAAAGAGAAAGGGUGGCCGAAAACCAAUCUAUGCAACAUCAGAGGAGCGUAAACAAAGAAAUCGUCAAGCACAGGCUGCUUUUCGUGAACGUCGUACAGAGUACAUCAAGCACCUAGAGGACGCCAUUAGGAACCAUGAAACCAACUUUCACUGUCUCCAAGCUACUCACCGGAACACCUGUGAUGAAUUUCUACUACUAAAAUACAAAAACUCGCUUCUGGAAAGAAUAUUGUUGGAGAAAGGAAUAGAUGUUCAAACAGAGUUGAGAUCCAGUGCAGGAAAUUUGGAUUUGACAUCAUCAUUCGGGACGCCAGUCUUGUCACAAAUACCAUCAGCGCAGCGAGCUAUCACCAAUCGAAACUAUCAAACUCAGCGACGAAUGAAUCGAUUCAACUCCAAAAUUGCAAAUAAACUUGAGCCUGGUGCUCCUUACCAACUUCCGAGAUAUAAACAGACACCGCACUCACCCGGAUUUAUAACGCACAGGCUGGUAACCCCACCGGCCACAGAUUCCUCGUUAAACUAUCGGCAGCAACAAUUUCAAAGCUGUCAGCCGCAAACACCCCACGCUCUCGAAAAGGAUAUUAGUCUGAUGGGAGCCAACGAUAUAAUGGGGUUCCCAUAUUCAUCCAAAGAUCAACCCAGGAAAUCGUCUCAUGCUCACUGGGCUAACCACAUGAAUAUAGAACAAAAUUACACGGUCCACUCAAGUACAGUCGAUCACCCAGAUUCAUCCAAACCUCAAUCGAGCACUUACCAUGAGGAUACACAAUCAACACACGUCCAGCGAUAUGAUCACCAACAGAGUGUUAGCUCAAAUCAAAUCCAACUUGAACCACAAGUACAGGGAUUUAGGCCGCAGAGUCAAAACUCGGAUGUGCAAGUAAGCGAGAAUGCUCAGUCAUACAACUACAUAGGACAAGGAAUAGACCAGUUCGAUACGUUAUCCGGAAUGAAUCGCUACAAUUAA
Molecule: messenger RNA, 1095 nt
Organism: Blumeria graminis f. sp. triticale
Lineage: Eukaryota; Fungi; Ascomycota; Leotiomycetes; Helotiales; Erysiphaceae
Source: the annotation of a GenBank genome assembly